Messenger RNA from Amorphotheca resinae ATCC 22711, 1623 nucleotides. RefSeq lists its product as hypothetical. Gene Ontology annotation, biological process: transmembrane transport. The record is from RefSeq and is a predicted model, not a curated record. Gene Ontology annotation, molecular function: transmembrane transporter activity. The coding region runs from base 1 to 1623 and encodes 540 amino acids. The transcript has a single exon. Lineage: Eukaryota; Fungi; Ascomycota; Leotiomycetes; Helotiales; Amorphothecaceae.
AUGGUGCAUCACUUACAGACUGAUGUGAUCCCCGGAACAGUCCAUCUGGUCGACUUGGCCGGGACUCUCAAUGUCAAACACGAUGCCGAAGGCGGCCAGAAAGAUAUCGUCCUGUUGCCUCAACCCACGACCGAAUAUGACGACCCACUUAAUUGGAGCCGCAAGCGCAAGAUGCUCAUUGCCAUUCUUUUGCUCGUGGCCGUAUUCACAGCCGACAUCUUGACCACCCUCUUGUCUGCCGCCCUGCUUCUCAUAGAGAAUGACACCGGAAUUCCGCUGUCCACUCUCAAUUCCGGCGUUGGUGUGCAGUAUCUUUUCUUCGGCUGGUCCAAUCUUAUCUGGCAACCCCUGGGCUUGACCUAUGGUCGUCGACCUAUCAUCCUCCUAGGGACCCUCGGUAUGCUUGCCUGCUCGGUGUGGACGUCCUACGUCAAAUCCUCCGGCGAAUGGUAUGCCAACCGCGUGUUGAUCGGCUUCUUCUACGGUCCCAUCGAGACGCUCAUCGAGAUCUGCAUCUCGGAUGUGUUCUUUGCCCAUGAUCGUGGGUUCUGGAUUGGCAUGUACUGCUGGUUCCUCUUUGGUAUCCCAUACAUUGGCGCCGUGCCAGUGGGCUUCAUCGCCAAUAACCUGGGUUGGCACUGGAUCCAGUUCAUUGCUUCCAUUAUCAGCGGUGGCUGUUUCCUGCUCAUGUUCUUCUUCAUGGAAGAGACUAUGUUUUACCGCCGUCCGGUCCAAGAAGAAGUCACUGUUGAGGAGUCUGAGUACCAUGACGCCUCAUCCCCCGCUACUGACGAGAAAGGCUCCGUCACCCCACCGAAAACGGAGGUCUCGUCAGGGGAAAUAGUGACCAAGAAGACUUUCCUGCAGAAACUCAAAUUAUGGGGCGCACGCCGCCCCGGCCAGCCCAACAACUUCUUCCGCUCCAUGUGGCUGCCACUGACCCUGAUUCGCUUCCCAGUCAUUGCCGUCUCCGGCAUCCUUAUUGGAAGUGUGCUCUCGUGGUUCAACGUUGUGAACGCGACCACUGCUCUUGUGCUUGCCGCACCACCGUACAACUUCUCCACCGAAAUGAUCGGGGUUAUGUUCAUUGCGCCCUUUCUCGGCUGCACUGUCGGUUGUAUCUUCGCUGGAGUUGCAGCCAACCGCUUUGCCGUCUGGAUGUCUCGCCGAAAGGGCGGAAUUUUCGAGCCGGAAUACAGGCUAUGGAUGGCGAUCGUGCCGCUCAUCAUCCACCCUGCCGGCUGCAUCCUCUUCGGCGUUGGGGCUAACCACGGCGUGCACUGGAUGGGCAUCGCCUUUGGGCUGGCCUUUGUGGUUGGCACGUUCCCCAUCGGAAGCGCCAUUGGGAUUAACUACAUCAUCGACUCGUACAAGGAGAUCUCGGGCGAUGGGCUGGUGACAAUGAUUCUGAUCCGGAACUCAAUGGGCUUCGGGUUCAGCUACGGCGUCACGCCAUGGAUCAAUGCGACGGGCGUACAGAACACAUAUAUCGCGGUUGGCUUCAUCGGCAUGUUCUUCUGGGGCCUGCCGUUCUUGUUCAUUCUCAUCGGCAAGAAGACCCGCCAGAUGACGGCCAAGACCUACUGGACGAUGGUGGAGAAGCAUGGUUUGAGCGUCCAUUAG